AAAUAAAUGAGGUUAGAAAUUUUGUCAAAAAAGUAUUUAAAUUUUAAAGGCUGCUUAUUUUUAAAGUUAAAAUGAAUAAAACCGUUUGUAUUAUUAUAUUUUUAACAUCUCUUUGUUGUGUCUUAUCGAAAAAACCGAAAGAAAAACCAGAUUGGGCCAAAAAAGACAUCAGGGACUUCUCAGACGCCGACAUGGAAAGAUUACUUGACCAGUGGGAGGAAGACGAAGAGCCACUUGAGCCUGACGAGUUACCCGAACAUUUAAGACCCGUACCCAGUAUAGAUCUGAGCAAAAUUGACCAAGAUAACCCUGAGGCUUUACUCGAACAGACUAAAAAGGGUCGAACUCUCAUGACUUUCGUCCAGGUAGCUGGUAAAGUAACUCGGAAUGAAGCCGAAGAGAUUACUAAGCUUUGGCAGACGAGUUUGUGGAACAACCAUAUCCAGGCAGAAAGGUAUAUGGUUGACGAUAACAGAGCUAUAUUUCUAUUUAAAGACGGAUCUCAAGCUUGGACAGCUAAAGACUAUUUAAUAGAGCAAGAACAGUGUGAGAGUGUUACGAUAGAAUCCAAGGUAUACCAAGGAAAACACAAUCCAAAGUUUGGCACCGUGGAAAAAGUCGAGCUAUAGAUAUAUGAGACUCAUAUUUUAAACUUAUACUUUAAGAUAUUUUUUCUAUUUUCUUUUUGAGUGAGAAUAAGUUCUGAGGAUGUACAAAUAGAAAUACACUACUUAUAACAGAAACUUUAUUAUAAGAUUUUUUACAUUACCUUCUUGGUAAAUAAACUAUAUAUUUUUGUUUUGAGAAA
Molecule: messenger RNA, 808 nt
Organism: Sitophilus oryzae (rice weevil)
Lineage: Eukaryota; Metazoa; Arthropoda; Insecta; Coleoptera; Curculionidae
Gene: boca
Product: LDLR chaperone boca
Exons: 3
Coding region: 72-629 (185 amino acids)
Biological process (GO): protein folding
Source: RefSeq, a predicted model, not a curated record